Molecule: messenger RNA, 3126 nt
Organism: Hyposmocoma kahamanoa
Lineage: Eukaryota; Metazoa; Arthropoda; Insecta; Lepidoptera; Cosmopterigidae
Gene: Oatp26F
Product: solute carrier organic anion transporter family member 4A1
Exons: 12
Coding region: 211-2019 (602 amino acids)
Biological process (GO): sodium-independent organic anion transport; transmembrane transport
Cellular component (GO): membrane
Molecular function (GO): protein binding
Source: RefSeq, a predicted model, not a curated record
GGAAGCUGCUCGGACGCAGCCGGCGCGGGCGGCGGAUGCGUUAACAAAGCGUUCGAUUCGGCCGACGAUGGGUUCCACACCAUCGACCUGAGGACCAACAGGCAUCAUGAGGACAACCAAAACACACCGCGGCCGGAUACUCAGCUUGAAACCGACAGCCCAGAUGGGGCGCAGCCGACAGAGCAGCACAUUCUGCGUUGCGGCUGGGGCAUGUUCCGGUCCUCAUGGCUGCAGCGUUUCAGAACUGCCAAAUGGGCUCUCUUCUGGCUCUGCUGGGCAGGAGCCAUACAGGGCAUGGUGGUGAACGGCUUCGUGAAUGUGGUGAUUACCACAAUAGAGAAGCGGUUCGGCCUGCGAUCCAUGCAGACGGGAGUUAUCGCCGGAGGUUAUGACAUGGCGUCUUUUGCCUGCCUGGCCCCCGUGACGUAUUUAGGUGGGCGCACGGGCGCAUCCAAGCCACGCUGGUUGGGAUGGGGCGUGCUGCUGAUGGGCACGGGGUCAUUACUAUUCGCACUGCCGCAUUUCCUCGUCUCACCGUACAGAGCAGCUGGUGACGAGCCCGACGAUCUCUGUUUUGUGAACCGCACUAUGUCAUCAUCGCGGUGCAAUGACGAGUCGUCAUCGGAGGGCGGCUCGUGGGCCGUGGCUGUGUUCGUGUUCGCUCAAUUGCUACACGGCGCCGGCGCCACGCCAUUAUUCACCCUCGGCGUUACGUACAUCGACGAGAAUGUAUCGAAGAAAAUGUCCUCUGUAUACCUAGGAGUAUACUACACAAUGGCGGUCCUCGGUCCAGCGCUUGGCUUUGUGCUGGGCGGGCAGAUGCUCAACAUCUAUACGGACUUCCUUACUGUCGACUCCGAAACACUAGGCGUAACUCCAGUUAGUUCUGUGUGGAUUGGCGCAUGGUGGGUGGGCUUCAUUCUCUCUGCCGUUCUGUGCCUUAUCGUCGCUAUACCUUUGCUUGCAUUCCCAUACGAACUACCAGGCGCAGCAGAAAUCAGAUCGUCAAAAAUAUCCGAAGCACACGAAGGAUCAGCGUCAAAGGCAGCGGCUUUCAGUGAACUUAAGGAAUUGCCGCGAGCGGCUGCAGCGCUGCUCAAGAACCCUACGUUCCUGUUUUUGAACCUCGCCGGAGCCAGCGAGGGCUUGAUGAUAUCAGGCUUUGCCGCGUUCCUACCAAAACUCAUUGAAAAUCAGUUUGCUGUUAAUGCUUCUGAAGCUGCUUUACUUUUAGCUUCAUGGUGUGUUUUAAAUGUCUUUAGGGGUGGGCGUCUGUUCUCCCUGUGCAACACGGACUGCGCUUGCGUGGACGCAGCGUACGCGCCGGUGUGCGGCGCAGACGGCGUCGUGUACUACUCGCCGUGUCACGCCGGCUGCCAGACGCGCUCGCUGGCCGGCGCCGCACAGCUGUUCCACCAAUGCUCCUGCGUCAACAAGGAGAAUAUUACGUUGCCUAGCUAUAAUGUCGGGGAAGGAACAAAUGCCUCGAUCCCUUACGAAGCUAUCAACAGCGUCUGUCCAUCGGGAUGUCCGUAUCUGUGGCUGUUCGUGGGCCUCUCUUUCUGCGUAAUGCUGUUCACCUUUAUUGCAACCAUGCCGGCACUGUCUGCCACGCUCAGGUGCGUUCGGGAAGACCAGCGCUCGUUCGCCUUGGGCAUCCAGUGGAUCAAAGUCCGUCUCCUAGGGACGAUUCCUGCUCCAUUACUGUUCGGAUUCCUUAUCGAUCUCUCUUGCUCGCUUUGGGACACAAGUUGCAACACGACGGGUGCUUGUCUCUUGUAUGACAACGUUAACAUGGCGAGGUACAUGUUAGCCUUAGCUCUAGUGGGCAAACUGUGUUCAGUAUUAUUCUUCUUCCUCGCAUGGUGGUUCUACCGGCCACCUGGAGGCAAGACCAAUGCUGUGGUACCAUCGGUAGACCUGGUACUAUCGAGUGAGAAAACUAAUGGUAACGGUAUGAGUAACGGAGGAGCCAAUGGAUAUUGUAACGCUGCUCUUGAAUGCAGUGAUCACUUGUAAGACUCGUAUAUUAUUGUAUAAGUAGAUACAUUUUGUACUGACUGUCCGUCUGAAAUAGACUCAGGAUUAGUUGAUACAAAUAGAGCUCAUAAUUGUGUUUAAGCGUUUUUUACCUGAAAGUACGCAUUGCAUAUAGGCUACGUAAGUGUUCAAGACAAUACAUGUUGGAAAUCUAGUUGAACCAAUCGUUACUUCAUCAGUAGUAUAUUUGGGCACAGAUUUUUACAUUCCGUUUGGACCGGUUUUUAUUGAACCAUUACUUUAGGAGAGUGCGCAACAAAAAUAUCAGAGCAUGUUUAAAACUGUCUUUUCAAAGAAACGAAGACUAGGUAUGUAAAUAAAUCCAUUAUGUACCUAAUGUUAACUGAUACCUAACUAUUCAAAAGUUUAAUAGCAGCUAUUUCAGGGACGUAAACAUUUUGUAAAGUUUUUACAAUAUUCAUUCCUGUCACGUAAACACAUUUGUAAAAAAUGUAAACCUUAGAACACAUGAAGUUACGUAGUACAUUCAGAGUCAAGGUUGUCAAAGGGCGCUUUCAAAUUAGACGUUUAAAGAUGCCACAGCACCACUACCGUCUAAUUUGAAAGCACCCUUAAGGUGAUUUUCCACCGGCAGCGGCGAGGCGAGACGAGACGAGGCAAGACGAGACGAGGCGAGACGUGGAUUGAAAUUUGGUAUGACAAAAUUUCAAUUCUCUCCUAGCCCAUCUUCGGUGGAAACGGUCUAGAUUGACGAGGAUGGCCGAGGACAGAAGUGAAAUAUUUGUUGAUGUAAUAUUGAACCGUAUUGCUGCCAACAUAGAGUAUGUAUUAUACUUUUUAACGGAAACACGAUUUCCCGCACGGUCUCCCGCGAGCUAACUACCGCCCCGCGACGGAGCGCGAAGCUCCGUUUUUGGUUGUCAGUUUGUAUGGAAAACACGCGCCGUCGAUCACACUGACAACGCUGCUCCGGUUUUACCGUGCACCCGCGCGGAGGUGCGGCGAACCGCAGGGUAUGGCACACUGCGCACCGCACUACCGCGCAGAUUUUUAAUCAAUUUGUGCCUAUUCCAGUAAUUGUCGUUCGGAUUUUCCUUAACAAAUAAUCAAAGGAUUCAGUUGACA